AUGAAUGUAAUAUUUAAAUUGUAUUUAUCGCUGGAUGCGCCAAAAGAGAAAGACAAAGAGACUUCUUGUCGAAUUGUUUCUUCCAUGCCACACAGGUUAACCUCAAAUCAAUUAAUUCUUAAAGUCUAG
Molecule: messenger RNA, 129 nt
Organism: Saccharomyces mikatae IFO 1815
Lineage: Eukaryota; Fungi; Ascomycota; Saccharomycetes; Saccharomycetales; Saccharomycetaceae
Exons: 1
Coding region: 1-129 (42 amino acids)
Source: RefSeq, a predicted model, not a curated record